Messenger RNA from Sphenostylis stenocarpa, 384 nucleotides. NCBI's taxonomy places the organism in Eukaryota, Viridiplantae, Streptophyta, Magnoliopsida, Fabales, Fabaceae. The record is from the annotation of a GenBank genome assembly.
AUGGUUGAAGUAAUGGAAAGUAUCAGAAACACCUCCAAAGCUAUCGUGAAACAGGAGUUCUUCUACCUUGUAAAAAAUAGGAACUGGAGUAAUGGAAAUGUUGAAGGGUCACAAUUAGAAGAACUUUCAAUGUUCAUGUGGGAGAGAUGUUAUAUAAAAUACUAUGUGCCUUCAUCUAAUCGUUUGGAUCUUAGCACAGAUAGCAAGAAUGUUGUCCAUGUUGGAACUCCUCACCCUUCCAAGCAGGCUGGUAAAGCAACUGCAAAUACCAAGCAGCAGACUCCGAAGUCAGGGGGAGAUUACAGCUGUAAGCCUUGCAGCAGGUCAUUCAAGACAGAAGAUGCGUUAAACUCUCAUAAUAAGGCCAAGCACAGUGCUAAGUAA